AUGGCUACACCAGUGGUCUAUGCAGAUUUAAACUUAGCCCGUACCCAAGGGCCUAAACAUGCCUCACCUCUGCCUCGUCCCCCAGAUGCCUGUCAGUGCCCACGUUGGCAUCAGUGGGCUCUAAGACUCGGCUGUGCUGGGCUGAUCCUUCUUGUCUUGAGUGUGAUUGGAUUGAGUGUCUCAGUGCAAAUCUUUAUACAAAAAACAUCAGUACAAAAAAUCAAUAAGGAUAUUCAAGAGAACAGGACCGAUACAACAGAGAGACCAACUCCAUUCCAGUGCCCAAGAGACUGGCACUCACAUCAAGAUAAAUGCUUAUCAUUUUCUCAAGCUUCCGGACCUUGGAAUGAAGGUCUAACUGACUGCUCUGCUAAGGAAGCCACGUUGCUGCUUGUUCAAGAUCAAGAAGAACUGAAGCUCAUACAGGACUUGGGAAGGAGAAGAGGACACUUAUUUUGGAUUGGACUAAGUUACAAGUUACCAGAUAAGAAGUGGAGGUGGAUAAAUGGCUCUAUUUUACAUUCUGAUAUAUUACAAAUCACAGGUGAAGCUAAAGAAAACAGCUGUGCUGUCAUCUCACAGAUAAAGUCAGUUUCUGAGACCUGUUCUUCAGACAAUUAUUGGAUCUGUGAAAAGAAGUUAAAACCUGUCUGAAAUCAAAAGUGUCCUGAUUCCUGACUGCAGAUCCCAUCUCGACCACUGCGCUUUCCUCACAGAUCUCUGCAUUCUCACUGUCUUACUUGGUCCCCCCAGUGCACGUUGAGUGUCACAAAGCAUGAACUCUAAACCACUGUGACUCUUACAGAUGCUCAUGCCCAGUUUCUGUAUUCUAUAAAUGAGGACACAGAUGCUGAUGGACCGUUCUAAGAGAGGUGUUCUGUGGAAGGAAGCCCAGGCGUUGAGGGAACCGGAUUCUAACCCUGGAGUCCAUGUGUAGCCUUCACUGAUCUCUGUGCCUGAGCGCAUCUCCAGAAGAGCUGCAGCAAAAGUUUCCAUUGUCCUGUGCAUCAUUCAUCAAACUCUUUCCUGUGCUAUCACAUAGCUGGACUGUGAAACAUUGAUUAAAGCCUGUUCUCUUGACUCUGACAUCAGAGGCCCAUAGUUAAAGGAGUUUGGAAAAGGAGUUACUAUGAUUUGAAUGGCACUUCCAAAAUUCUGGGUAAAAUGGGCUUUGUCCACGUGAUGCCUCCUGCUGUGGCAUGGUGCGUAAGCAGAUUCUGGGCAGUUUCUGGUACCUUGGUGCUGGACUUCACAGACUAGAGAGCUGUGAGAAUGGAAUGUCUUUUCUCCACAACUUUUCUGUUGUAGCAACAACAACAACAAAAAAAGGACUAAGACAAGGCCGUCACUCUCUCCACCACUCCACAAUCCUUUUCACUUUAGUUUUCUCAUCACUUAUUUUCUCCAUACCUGUUGCUCUCUAUGGCUCACAUACAAAUUGUAAAGAAUAUAUAAUUAACUCAUUAUUCUAGUACAAAAUAAAUUACAUCUUUU
Molecule: messenger RNA, 1494 nt
Organism: Nannospalax galili (Upper Galilee mountains blind mole rat)
Lineage: Eukaryota; Metazoa; Chordata; Mammalia; Rodentia; Spalacidae
Product: killer cell lectin-like receptor subfamily B member 1B allele B
Exons: 6
Coding region: 1-654 (217 amino acids)
Source: RefSeq, a predicted model, not a curated record